UGAUAUAAGCAGCUAUCACAUGAAAUAAAAUGGGAAACCAAAACAAUGUGACAGAGUUUAUUCUUCUGGGGCUCACAGAGAACCCAAAGAUGCAGAAAAUUGUGUUUGCUGUGUUUUUUCUUAUCUACAUGACUUCUAUAGCAGGCAAUGUGCUCAUUGUGAUUACCAUAAUCUCUACAUCAUUAUUAGAAUCUCCCAUGUACUUUUUUCUGGCUUAUCUGUCCUUUAUUGAUGCCUGUUACUCCUCCGUAAGCACCCCUAAACUGAUAGUAGAUUCACUCUGUGAAAAGAAGACCAUCCUAUUCAAUGGAUGCAUGACUCAAAUCUUCGGGGAGCAUUUGUUUGGAGGUGCUGAGAUCAUCCUGCUGACUGUGAUGGCCUAUGACCGCUAUGUGGCCAUCUGCAAACCCCUUCAUUAUGCAACCAUUAUGAGUCGACGACUAUGUAGCCUGCUAGUGGGAGUGUCAUGGUUGGGAGGUUUUCUUCAUGCCACCAUACAGAUCCUGUUCAUUGUCCGAUUACCCUUCUGUGGCCCUAAUGUCAUAGAUCACUUUAUGUGUGAUCUUAAUCCUUUGCUCAACCUUGUCUGCACAGAUACUCACACUCUUGGACUCUUUGUUGCUGCUAACAGUGGCUUCAUUUGUCUGCUGAACUUCCUCCUUCUGCUGGUCUCCUAUGUGGCCAUCCUGCGCUCCCUCAAGAACCACAGUGCAGAGGGAAGGCGCAAAGCCCUCUCUACCUGUAUUUCACACAUCACAGUGGUUGUCUUAUUCUUUGUGCCUUGCAUAUUUGUGUACAUGAGACCUGUAGCUACCUUACCUAUUGAUAAAGCAGUUGCUAUGUUCUAUACUAUGAUAACUCCCAUGUUAAAUCCCUUAAUCUACACCUUGAGAAAUGCUCAGAUGAAGGAUGCCAUUAAGAAAUUAGGCAGCACAAAAGUUCUUUCAAGUAAUAAAUGAACAUACCUGGAGCACGGCAUGAAUUAAAUUGAGUCAUAAAAUAAAGCAGGUACUAUCUAUAAUUUUAGCAAGGGGCAUUUAUUGGAUGAGGAGAAAACUAGUUAUGCAAUUUAUUUACAAUUUCUUCACUAAAGAGAGUAGAAAAGACAGCAUCCACUCCAUGCAUAUUUGGGAAUUUCUAUUGAAUUCAGAGUUUUUCAAUCACUCAUCCUUGUAUAAGUGAACACAUGAUUACCAUAUAGUAAAAAGUGAAGAAAUAAUACAUCUUAGUGGUGAAAUAUAAUCUCUCUGGCAAUCCAAAGGUGGGUACUGAUAGUCUUCCCAUUUUCAAAGACCGACAGAAGGGAAAGUACUAAAACCUUAAGACUGAGAAACAGUGGCCAGAGUAAGACUGGCUGUCCAGGCCACUCUUCUCCCUCUGCACUCUGAUGGCAACAGAAAGGUUAGAUAAACGUGGAUUCUCAGCAUAUGAAUGACGAUGUUGCCUUAAUAGUCUCUCCGCUCUCAUCAAGAUUUCAUUUUCUGAAGGACAAUUCUCUCUCUUUCAACCACUUUAUACAUAAGUAAUAUCCUAUUAUGUAAAGCUGUUUUUUAAAGUGAGCUUAUCCUUGGGGAUGAUUUGAGGGAGAGAGACAUAGAGAUUUGGUGGUUAAUGGACAGAUGGAUGAAGCUGAAUUGGAGGUAUAACUUCUUAUGUUCUACAGCAUGUGGGUGAUGCAAGUUUUAUGAUAAUUAAUUGAAUUUUCUAAAAUAUCCACUAAAGAGUAAUUAAAUGAUCUCAGUACAAAGACAUAAUGUGUAUCUGAGGUGAUAGAUAUACUGAUCUGAUAUUAUACAUCAUAUACAUGUAAUAAAGUAUCAUAUGGUGCCCCAUAAAUAUGUGUAAAUAUUUUAUGUC
Molecule: messenger RNA, 1857 nt
Organism: Peromyscus maniculatus bairdii (prairie deer mouse)
Lineage: Eukaryota; Metazoa; Chordata; Mammalia; Rodentia; Cricetidae
Product: olfactory receptor 4C13-like
Biological process (GO): G protein-coupled receptor signaling pathway
Cellular component (GO): membrane
Molecular function (GO): G protein-coupled receptor activity; olfactory receptor activity
Source: RefSeq, a predicted model, not a curated record